This is a messenger RNA of Polychytrium aggregatum, 2082 nucleotides long. Its product is annotated as P-loop containing nucleoside triphosphate hydrolase protein. The record is from RefSeq and is a predicted model, not a curated record. Gene Ontology annotation, molecular function: GTP binding; GTPase activity; microtubule binding. The coding region runs from base 1 to 2082 and encodes 693 amino acids. NCBI's taxonomy places the organism in Eukaryota, Fungi, Chytridiomycota, Chytridiomycetes, Polychytriales. The transcript has 2 exons. Gene Ontology annotation, cellular component: microtubule; cytoplasm; membrane.
AUGGACCCGCCGCCUUCCGAGCUCAUGGUCUUGACCAAGAAGCUCAUCGAGAUCCGCAAUCUCUUGAAAACCAUCGACAACAAUGGCUCCAACCUGAAGCUCCCGAGCAUCGUCGUUGUUGGAUCACAGAGCUCUGGAAAGAGCUCUGUGCUCGAAGCCAUUGUCGGGCACGAGUUCUUGCCAAAAGGCUCCAACAUGGUGACCCGCCGCCCUAUCGAACUGACCCUCAUCCAUACACCCAACUCUAAGGAAGAAUACGGAGAGUUCCCGCAGCUGGGACUCGGCAAGGUCCACGACUUUACCCACAUCCAGAGAACCUUGACUGACCUCAAUCUUGCCGUUCCCGACGAGGAGUGUGUUUCAAGCAAUCCGAUCGAGCUGCGAAUCUACUCCCAGAACGUCCCUGACUUGACGCUGAUCGACCUGCCCGGGUACAUCCAAAUCCACAACCGCAACCAGCCCGCCGUUCUCAAGCAAAAGAUUGCCGAUCUGUGCGAGUCCUACAUCUCCGAGCCCAACAUUAUUCUGGCUGUCUGUGCAGCCGAUGUGGACUUGGCCAACUCGGAGGCUUUGCGGGCCAGCCGCAAGGCCGAUCCUAACGGCGGCCGAACCAUCGGCGUGAUUACCAAGAUGGAUCUUGUGGAUCCCAACAGCGGAGUUAAGAUCCUCCAGAACAGCGACUAUCCGCUCCAGCUCGGUUACGUUGGUGUCGUGUGCAAGUCGGGCCCUCAAAAGGGUCAGACCGCGCUCGUGCGGACCGAGGAGGCCUUUUUCAACGCCAACGCCGAUGUCUAUCGCAAGCCCAAGGUCAACGUCGGCACGCCCACUCUCCGCCGCCGACUGAUGGAGGUACUCGAGGAGCGCAUGGGCAAGAAUCUCUUCAAGAUCGUCGACAAUGUCCAGGCUGAGCUUGACGAUGCCCGGUACCAGUUCAAAGUGCAAUACAAUGACCGUCGCAUUACGGCCGAGUCCUAUGUCGCCGAAUCGAUCGACGUCCUCAAGCAGCGGUUCAAAGAGUUCACGAAGCAGUUUGGCAAGCCCCAGGUCCGCGAGGAGGUCCGCCAGAUGCUCGAGCAGCGCAUCCUCGACAUUUGCUCGGAGGUGUACUGGACUGAUCAGCGCGUCGCCACGCUGAGCAAGAUCUGUGCCGGUGACCCUUACUGGCAGACUCGAGCCGACAUGACAUCUGCUGCUCUGACAAAGAGCGGCAUUGGCCGCGCCAGCACCCAGCUUGUGGUGGAUAUUUUGAUGCGCAACAUGGAGCGCAUCACCAGCAACGAGCCGUUUGUCAAUCAUCCCGAAGCCCGCCGCAAGCUGAUGGACUUUAGUAACGAGAUUCUGCGCAACAAGUUUCACACCACGGUCGACCAGGUCGAGAACACCAUCAAGCCCUACAAGUUUGAGGUUGAAUGCACCGAGCAAGAGUGGAACGAGGGCGUCAAGCGCGCCGUCCACCUGAUCGACACGCAGCUUGCGCAGGCCCAGAAAGAGAUCCAAGAGAUCAUGUCCAGCGUCGGCCGGCGCAAGCUUCGCAACGCCAUCCAGCAUCUGCAGAAGCACGAGAAGCAGGCCCAGCUCAACAGCCAGGCUACAAAGUUUGACGACAGCAUCGAGGGCGAGCACAACUUUUCCUACAACGAUCAAGUCGCCCUUGCCGAGUCCCUCAGCAACGGCGAGGGACCUGCCUCCAACAUGAAGCUCCUCGACCGAGCUCGCCAGGCCGCCAACCUGCAAAAUCGCAUCCAGAUCCUGCAGCUCCGGUCGGCUGCGCUCAAGAGCCGCCAGUGCCGGGUCAUGGAUAACAAGGGCUGCUGCCCAGAGGCCUUCCUCGAAGUCGUAGCCGAGAAGCUGACCUACACCGCCGUCAUGUUCAUCUACGUCGAGCUGCUGAACGAGUUCUUUUUCCAGCUCCCUCGCGAGGUGGACAACAAGCUGUACUACGACCUCUCGCGUUCAGAAAUCCUGUCCUUCGCCAAGGAGAACCCUCAUAUCCAGAAGCACCUGGAAGCCCAGGAGCGAAAGAUGACGCUCGAGUUGGUGAUGGAGAAGCUGAGGGAGCUGACCCGGAACAAUAGAAAGUAG